GUAUUCGCACGCAGUCACUGACGCGCGCGCGCUACGAUCGUAUGCCACAGUGAAACGUCGUGCCUGUAGCACAAUGCUCUACACAUCUAUAGUCAUCCUCCUCGUGAUCGGCGCGGCUUUAGGCGUGCCCGAAGCCGCCCGCAACGAGCAGGUGACCCACGACCGCCCAGACCAGCUCCCCAUCCAGGAGCCUGUCGCGCACCAUGUGGCUCAGAUGGAGAAGAGAUCGCCUCACUAUGACUUCGGGCUCGGCAAGCGCGCUUACAGCUAUGUGUCGGAGUACAAGAGGCUGCCUGUCUAUAACUUUGGACUGGGGAAAAGGUCGCGUCCUUACUCCUUUGGUCUGGGGAAGCGCUCCAUAGACUUGGAGCAAGGUGACGAGUUCCCAGCUGAAGUGGAGCAGGCCGCGUACGACGGGUUCGACCAGUACGACGACGCGCCAGCAUACGAAGUGAAACGAGCUCGCCCCUACAGUUUCGGUCUCGGUAAAAGGCUGUCCCAGGACGAGGACGCCGAAGAAAAACGCGCAAGGACCUACGAUUUCGGCCUCGGCAAACGACCGCACAUGUACAAUUUCGGCCUCGGCAAACGCGCUCGGAGCUACAACUUCGGCCUAGGCAAACGACUCGCGAGCAAAUUCAACUUCGGCCUGGGAAAACGAGAAAGGGAUCUCCACAGGUUUAGUUUCGGCCUAGGCAAGAGAUCCGUUGACAUGGCUUACGACGAUAACGAUAAUUAUCUCGAUGUUUAAAUUAAUUACCGAAUUUCAAUGGAAACUUGUGUGGGAUACGAGUUACGACUGACACGUGAAAUGUGAAUAUUGUUUUAAACAUAAGAUUCUCUAUAGAUUUUUGUUCUUACGUCACGUUAAGAUUUAAUUAAUGAAUUGAUUAAUUUUGUACGCUUCUCAAUAUGAAAAUUACAGCCGAUUUUUGAAUAUCAGUUACAGUUAUAAUUAUAAAUGUGUAUAUUGUAGGAAAAUAAACGGAUUAUUAUUAUUAUGUUUUCAAAUACUUUUAUAAAUCGAACAUAUAUUAUUUCUGGAGAGAAAAUAAUUCCACGUAAGUUUUCAUUCUGGUCGCUGUUUCUAGUCAGUAUUUUUGUGGUAUUUAUUUCUGUAAUGUCAGUAUUAAAACUGGUCAUUGAUAAAAAUAUUUUGAAAUAAUAAUAUUUAAUCGAUUUUAAAAAGAUCUCUAUCAUGCCUUAAUUGCUAAAAUUAAUGGUAUGUAUAACUUUAUAAUAAUUGUAUACUGAUCAUUAUGAAUAUUUAGUAAGUUUCAAAGUGCAUUUUUAGUUUUAUUUUGUAAAUUAUUGUUAAUGUAGUUUUAUGUAGGUGAUAACCUCUGUAAGUUAAUAAAUGCUUAUUAUUAAUUAAAUCAUGGAACUAUGAAACUUUAUAUAAUAUUUUAAUUUAAUUAAAUAUUAGAUGAUUUUAAUAACGUGCCAAAUUAUCAAAUAAAUCUGUUAACCUAAUAUUUUUCGAUUUUAUUACCUUUAGAUUUUAUUUAAUAGAAAAAAAUUCUAGUCAAUUAUACCAAAGAUAGCCCCACAGGUUUCGUAGUUCUAUGAGCCUUCUAUGUAAGUUUCUUGAAGACUUUAAGUGUUGUUUUGAAUGUAACCAAAUAAAUAUACAAAAGAAAUGCAAAAAUUAUACAAAUCCUAGAUGAUGGCAUCAU
Messenger RNA from Bicyclus anynana (squinting bush brown), 1676 nucleotides. RefSeq names its product helicostatins (gene AST-A). The record is from RefSeq and is a predicted model, not a curated record. The transcript has 4 exons. Lineage: Eukaryota; Metazoa; Arthropoda; Insecta; Lepidoptera; Nymphalidae. Gene Ontology annotation, molecular function: neuropeptide hormone activity. Bases 74 to 751 code for a protein of 225 amino acids.